This is a messenger RNA of Cariama cristata (Red-legged seriema), 519 nucleotides long. RefSeq names its product transcription factor HES-1-like. Gene Ontology annotation, molecular function: DNA-binding transcription factor activity, RNA polymerase II-specific; RNA polymerase II cis-regulatory region sequence-specific DNA binding. NCBI's taxonomy places the organism in Eukaryota, Metazoa, Chordata, Aves, Cariamiformes, Cariamidae. Gene Ontology annotation, biological process: anterior/posterior pattern specification; regulation of neurogenesis; regulation of transcription by RNA polymerase II. Gene Ontology annotation, cellular component: nucleus. The record is from RefSeq and is a predicted model, not a curated record.
GCUGCGCUCAGCGCCGACCCCACCGUCCUGGGCAAGUAUCGAGCUGGAUUCAACGAAUGCAUGAACGAGGUGACGAGGUUCCUGUCCACCUGCGAAGGGGUGAACACCGAUGUGCGUACCCGUCUUCUCAGUCACCUCUCGGCUUGCCUGGGUCAGAUCGUGGCCAUGAACUACCCACCGGCACCUCUGUCCGGUCAGCAUGCACAUCUUUCACAGCACCAGCUGCCCCCCGCAGCAGCCGGAGCCGUGCCCGUGCCCUGCAAACUGAACCCCGCUGAAGCCCCGUCCCCCAAGGUCUAUGGGGGUUUCCAGCUCGUCCCCGCUACCGACGGUCAAUUUGCAUUUCUCAUCCCGAACCCGGCCUUUCCUCCCAGUUCUGGACCAGUUAUUCCCCUUUAUGCCAAUGCCAACGUCCCGGUGUCCGCAGAGCGGCUCGGGGAACGCGGCCGCCACCCCAUCAGCAUCCCCGGUGCAGGGAUUGACAUCAUUUGGGGGCAGAUUGUUCCGGCAUCCCAGGCG